Molecule: messenger RNA, 1507 nt
Organism: Rhipicephalus sanguineus (brown dog tick)
Lineage: Eukaryota; Metazoa; Arthropoda; Arachnida; Ixodida; Ixodidae
Product: degenerin-like protein asic-2
Exons: 13
Coding region: 1-1308 (435 amino acids)
Biological process (GO): sodium ion transmembrane transport
Cellular component (GO): membrane
Molecular function (GO): ligand-gated sodium channel activity
Source: RefSeq, a predicted model, not a curated record
AUGCACGUAACAGAACGUGGCGUGGUGCGCGCAGCCAUAUGGCUCGUUUCGCUCACCGGUUUCCUUUGGCAGACGGGUAUCAUCCUGAAGAUGUAUUUCCAGUACCCGUUCUCCGUCACAGUCGUCGAAGAACUGCAGAAGGGAAUCAUGUUCCCAGCCCUCACCGUCUGCACGGAAAACUGGAUUAACAAGUCUGCCUACUGCACCCUGUUAAAGAACAACUGCGACGAUAACUAUCAGCCUCGCCCCGGCCGACUGUCGGUGCUGGUGCACGACCUGGAGGCACAGGACAAGGUGUCCAUGUCCGCGGGCGACAUGUUUGAAUGUUACCUGCGCUCCACCGAUCCAACGUGCUCAGCCAUCCCCUGCAAAGAGAACAUAAUGCGCACGUACUUCCGCCGCCCGAACCACAUGUGUUACACCCUGGACCUGAUAGAAUACGCAGAACAUGGGAGCACAUUUCUCCAGUGCAAGGCGCCUUGGACGUGGGAGCUCGAACUGAAUGCGCACUGGAGCACACGAACGUCGGCGGCCAUCGAAGACUCGAACAGGUUUCCUGUGAUUGUGCACAGACCUGAGACAUGCCCCCCAGACAAGCUGUCGGCUAUCGUGGGAGAGACCGGUGUCGAAUACGUUCUCUCUGUGACGCAGCAAACGGUGAAGCGCUUGCCACCACCUUAUGCGUCCAAGUGCACUGACUACGCAAGGCAUGGAAAGAGCAGGGCGUAUGGUGGAUACUUAAAUCAAGACACUUGUUUUCAGGAUUGUGAAAUGAGGCUCCAAGCAAAACACUGCGGCUGCGUGGACCCUGCGCUUGCUUUCGCUGGUGCUUUUGGAGCUAGGGCAUGUGAACCGGGCGCCGCCGAGGUUUGUGUGGCGUCCCUCAGUAAGAACAACACUUUCAAACCGUGCCACAAGAAGUGCCGCGCACCGUGUAUGGACACUGCGUACGACGUUCGACUCACGGGUAUGGGUGUCGCAUCGUUCAAGUUGUUAACGAGCGACGAGGCCAAGCUUUUCGGUCUGACCGUAAAGUUCUCCUCGGACACGCAGAAGAUCUUCGUCUACGAGCCUAAUCUUACGAUUGUGGAAGCAUUCGGCUACAUGGGCGGUUACCUAGGAAUGUGGCUCGGAUUCUCACUGCUCUCAAUUCUCAAGGGUUUGGAGGAAAAUAUCCUGGAUUUCUUCUUCGGAAGCGACAGAGUGACGUCCAUAAAGAUUCCAAGGAACGCCACGAAACAAGACGCCAUCCACACGUCGCGCCUGCUUAACCACCGUGUUCGAGCGCUGGGGAUGGGGCCGUAUUAGAAUGACUUUCUUUUCUUAUAUAUGCCAAACAAUUUUGCAAGAACACAGCGUGUGGGAGAGAGAGUGAGAGUGAGAUGAGAAGAAAACGCAGGGAGUUUAACCUGGUGCUAGUAACAGUUUGCUACCCUGCACAGGGUUGAGGAAAAUAAAUAUAUGUGUCGGAAAGAGGAGAGAGAGAGAGAGAGAGAGAGAGAGAGAG